Molecule: messenger RNA, 867 nt
Organism: Striga hermonthica
Lineage: Eukaryota; Viridiplantae; Streptophyta; Magnoliopsida; Lamiales; Orobanchaceae
Source: the annotation of a GenBank genome assembly
AUGAGGAAACGAACGGCGUUGGCAUGGGGCGUUGCGAUCGUAUGCUUCGUAGUACUGAUGUUAGUUACUCCCGCAAUUCCUCAGUCCCAGGAAUAUCAUGAUUUUGCUGAUAAUCGUGAUUUUUUUGGAAUACCAAAUGCGUUGAACGUGAUUUCCAACGUGCCUUUCUUCUUUGUGGGUCUAGUAGGCCUUGUGCUUUGCUACUAUGGGAACUACUUUAAGCUAAGCUUGAAGGGCGAGCUUUGUGGCUGGACAUUUUUCUUCAUUGGUGUUGCAGCAGUUGCUUUUGGUUCCUGUUACUAUCACCUGGAACCUAAUGAUGCCCGCCUUGUGUGGGACCGCUUGCCGAUGACUGUGGCCUUUACAUCGAUCAUUGCUAUUUUUAUUAUCGAGAGAGUCGAUGUGCACAAAGGAACCUUGUCCAUUUUACCCCUGCUCUUGGCAGGUGUUGUCAGCAUUUUGUAUUGGAGGUUUUUCGACGACCUUCGUCCUUAUGCCUUGGUCCAGUUUGUUCCAUGCAUAGCAAUCCCAGUAAUGGCUAUAUUAUUACCUCCAAUGUACACACACUCUACAUAUUGGCUCUGGGCUGCAGGGUUCUAUCUCCUAGCUAAGAUUGAAGAAGCAGCUGAUAUACCUAUUUAUAAUUUGACCCACCAUAUUGUGAGUGGGCACACACUUAAGCAUUUAUGUGCUGCUAUGGUCCCAGUGUUCUUAACUCUUAUGCUGGCAAAGAGGGAGACCAUGGAAGAGAGGGUCAGUUUACUACAAAUGUGGAGGGUAUCAUGGACCAAGAUUAAAGAAAACGGCACCAAUAUAGAGAAUGUCUCGUAUCAAUAUUCUGUUAUCCCUGUGGAGGAAUCAAGAUAA